Miscanthus lutarioriparius is the source of this 999-nucleotide messenger RNA. The record is from the annotation of a GenBank genome assembly. NCBI's taxonomy places the organism in Eukaryota, Viridiplantae, Streptophyta, Magnoliopsida, Poales, Poaceae.
AUGGCGAAGGACCCGAUGCGCGUGCUCGUCACUGGCGCCGCAGGACAAAUUGGAUAUGCUCUUGUUCCCAUGAUUGCUAGGGGAGUUAUGCUUGGUGCAGACCAACCUGUUAUUCUGCACAUGCUUGACAUUCCGCCAGCAGCUGAAGCCCUUAAUGGCGUUAAGAUGGAGUUGGUUGAUGCUGCAUUUCCUCUUCUGAAGGGAGUUGUCGCAACAACUGAUGUUGUGGAAGCCUGCACUGGUGUGAAUGUGGCCGUCAUGGUUGGUGGAUUCCCCAGGAAGGAGGGAAUGGAAAGGAAAGAUGUUAUGUCGAAAAAUGUUUCAAUCUACAAAGCCCAAGCAUCUGCCCUUGAAGCCCAUGCGGCCCCUAACUGCAAGGUUCUGGUGGUGGCCAACCCAGCAAACACCAAUGCUCUUAUCUUGAAAGAAUUUGCUCCAUCUAUUCCUGAGAAGAACGUUACUUGCCUGACCCGUCUAGACCACAACAGGGCUCUUGGCCAGAUUUCUGAGAGACUUAGUGUCCAAGUUAGUGAUGUGAAGAAUGUUAUCAUCUGGGGUAACCACUCAUCCACUCAGUGCCCUGAUGUUAACCAUGCCACAGUGAAGACUUCCGCUGGGGAGAAGCCUGUUCGUGAGCUUGUUGCUGAUGAUGAGUGGCUUAAUGGCGAAUUCAUCACAACUGUCCAACAGCGUGGUGCUGCAAUCAUCAAAGCGAGAAAGCUCUCCAGUGCUCUCUCAGCUGCUAGCUCUGCUUGUGACCACAUUCGUGAUUGGGUUCUUGGAACCCCUGAGGGAACAUUUGUUUCCAUGGGUGUGUACUCUGAUGGCUCAUACGGUGUUCCUUCUGGACUUAUUUACUCAUUCCCAGUAACAUGCAGUGGUGGUGAAUGGAAAAUCGUUCAAGGCCUCCCGAUUGACGAGUUCUCAAGGAAGAAGCUGGAUGCCACUGCCCAAGAGCUGUCGGAGGAGAAGUCGCUUGCUUACUCAUGCCUCGAGUAA